CGGCUUCAUUUGGAGUCGGAGCCUGGCCGUGGCUCAGGUGACCAGCGUCUCUCUCAGAGGGUGCCACCGACCGUGCCACCGGCUAGUGGGGUCUCGGCCGCAAUGAUCCAGAAUGUCGGAAAUCACCUGCGAAGGGGCAUCGCGUCUGUGUUCUCGGGCCGCACGUCCCGGAAGUCAGCCUCUCGCGCAGAGCACGCCGACGGUGCCAUGGUGGACAGUGAGGGGUACCGGAGCCCCACGGAGGUGCAGAUGAGCCAGAUGGUGCUGCCUUGCCACACCAACCAGCGCGGCGAGCUGAGUGUCGGGCAGCUGCUCAAGUGGGUCGACACCGCCGCCUGCCUGUCCGCCGAGAGGCACGCUGGCUGCCCCUGCGUCACCGCUUCCAUGGACGAUAUCUACUUUGAGCAUACCAUUAGUGUCGGACAAGUGGUGAAUAUCAAGGCCAAGGUGAACCGGGCCUUCAACUCCAGCAUGGAGGUAGGCAUCCAGGUGGCCUCUGAGGACCUGUGCUCUGAGAAGCAGUGGAGUGUGUGCAAGGCCUUGGCCACCUUUGUGGCCUACCGGGAGCUCUCCAAGGUGAAGCUGAAGCAGACCACGCCACGGACGGAGGAGGAGAAGACGGAGCACAGCGUGGCAGCUGAGCGCCGGCGCAUGCGGUUGCUCUACGCGGACACCAUCAAGGACCUCCUGGCCAACUGCGCCAUUCAGGAUGAUCUGGAAAGCAGGGACUGCAGCUGCAUGGUGCCGGCCGAGAAGACCCGUGUGGAGAGCGUGGAGCUGGUCCUGCCUCCUCAUGCCAAUCACCAAGGCAAUACCUUUGGAGGUCAGAUCAUGGCCUGGAUGGAGAACGUGGCCACCAUCGCAGCCAGCCGCCUGUGCCGUGCCCACCCUACGCUGAAGGCCAUUGAGAUGUUCCACUUCCGGGGCCCCUCCCAGGUCGGGGACCGCCUAGUGCUCAAGGCCAUCGUGAACAACGCCUUCAAACAUAGCAUGGAGGUGGGCGUGUGCGUGGAGGCUUACCGCCAGGAGGCUGAGACCCAUCGGCGGCACAUCAACAGUGCCUUCAUGACCUUCGUGGUCCUGGACGCGGAUGAGCAGCCUCGGACACUGCCCUGGAUUCGGCCCCAGCCUGGGGAUGGCGAGCGGCGUUACCGAGAGGCUAGUGCCAGGAAGAAGAUCCGACUGGACAGGAAGUACAUCGUGUCCUGUAAACAGGGAGAAAUGCCCCUCUCUGUCCCCUGGGACCCUAGCAACCAGGUGUACCUGAGCUACAACAAUGUCUCCUCCCUGAAGAUGCUCGUGGCCAAGGACAACUGGGUGCUGUCUUCGGAGGUCAACCAGGUCCGCCUGUACACUCUGGAGGAAGACAAAUUCCUCUCCUUCCACAUGGAGAUGUCAGUGCACGUGGAUACCACCCAGGCCUUCCUGCUGCUCUCGGACCUGCUUCGGAGGCCCGAGUGGGACAAGCACUACCGGAGCGUGGAGCUAGUGCAGCAGGUGGAUGAGGACGAUGCCAUCUACCAUGUCAUCAGCCCUGUCCUUGGUGGCGAUACCAAGCCCCAGGACUUUGUGAUCCUGGCCUCUCGGCGGAAACCUUGUGACAACGGGGACCCCUAUGUCAUCGCGAUGCGGUCAGUUACGCUGCCCACACACCCCGAGACGCCAGCAUAUAGGCGCGGGGAGACCCUCUGCUCGGGUUUCUGCUUCUGGAGAGAGGGGGACCAGCUGACCAAGGUGUCCUACUACAACCAGGCUACCCCGGGCUUUCUCAACUACGUGACCACCAACGUGGCGGGUCUCUCCUCAGAGUUCUACACCACCUUCAAGGCUUGUGAGCAGUUCCUGUUGGACAACCGGAACGAUCUGGCCCCCAGCCUGCAGACCCUCUAAGCCCCCGGCAGUGGCCACUGCACACCCACUCCCCCUCCAUCCUGCCCCCAGGGACACACAUGCAGCGCACUGAGGCAGGCAGGGGCAUUUAUUCCUUGCUGCCUCCCCCGUGGGAAGCCUGGAGCCAGGGGCCCACCGGCCCAGCACCCAUGGGUGCUCAGUUCCCUCCAGCAUCUGCCAGCAAGUCUUCGCGGUAACUCGGGGGCAGCCGGUAGUAGACUCGGGUCCUGUCCACAGCCCUGGCUCCCAGCAGCCCCGCCCGCACCGAUGCAUAGUCGUCCCCCUCAGGACGGUGCUCCACCGUGACAGUGGCCCGGGGGGAGGCCGCCAACAGCCUGGCCACCACCCCAGCUGGGU
Molecule: messenger RNA, 2247 nt
Organism: Mirounga angustirostris (Northern elephant seal)
Lineage: Eukaryota; Metazoa; Chordata; Mammalia; Carnivora; Phocidae
Gene: ACOT11
Product: acyl-CoA thioesterase 11
Exons: 16
Coding region: 103-1890 (595 amino acids)
Biological process (GO): acyl-CoA metabolic process
Cellular component (GO): cytosol; extracellular exosome
Molecular function (GO): lipid binding; fatty acyl-CoA hydrolase activity
Source: RefSeq, a predicted model, not a curated record